Molecule: messenger RNA, 1800 nt
Organism: Acanthopagrus latus (yellowfin seabream)
Lineage: Eukaryota; Metazoa; Chordata; Actinopteri; Spariformes; Sparidae
Gene: ccr9a
Product: chemokine (C-C motif) receptor 9a
Exons: 4
Coding region: 167-1279 (370 amino acids)
Biological process (GO): immune response; chemotaxis; G protein-coupled receptor signaling pathway
Cellular component (GO): membrane
Molecular function (GO): chemokine receptor activity; chemokine binding; scavenger receptor activity
Source: RefSeq, a predicted model, not a curated record
CUGUAUGUAUCUGCCUCAUGCUCAUGCUCACGCUCACGUUUGUGAUCAUGUUCCUGUUCUUGUCAUAUCUUUCCAGUUCCCUAGUGGACACAAACUGUGAGACGCUGCAGAUGAAGAGACGCCAGCGGUCACUGAAUGACCUCAUCGACAUAAAGAAUCUCAUCACAUGACCUCGAUGGAUGACAUCAUGACAUCAUUCACCACUGAGGACCCAUCCUCCCUUAGCCCCUCGCCCACCUACGAUGACUAUGACUACCCUGACCUGAUGUGUGACCGAGAGUCUGUGCGGGAGUUCAGGGGUCGAUAUGAGCCGCCGCUCUUUUGGAUGAUCGCCCUGGUGGGCGGAGCUGGCAACCUGGCCGUGGUAUGGAUCUACCUGAACUUCCGGCGGCGACUUAAGACCAUGACGGACGUGUACCUGCUGAACUUGGCAGUGGCAGACCUGCUGUUCCUCAUCACGCUGCCACUGUGGGCGGCCGAGGCGUCACAUGGCUGGUCCUUCGGCUCUGCUCUCUGCAAGGUGAACUCUGCCCUCUACAAGCUGAACCUGUUCAGCAGCAUGCUACUGCUCACCUGCAUCAGCAUGGACCGCUACGUGGUCAUCGUGCAGGCUACCAAGGCGCAAAACUCGCAGGGGGAGCGCCGCCGCUGCAGCCUGCUGGUGUGUGGCGGGGUGUGGCUGCUCGCCCUGCUGCUCGCCAUGCCCGAGCUCGUGUUCGCCACCACCGCUGAAGCAGGCUCGCAGCAGUACUGCAGGAUGGUCUUUCCUCCUAACCUGGGCAACAACACCAAGAUCCUGGUGCUGUCACUGCAGGUGAGCAUGGGCUUCUGCCUGCCCUUCAUCGUCAUGGCCUUCUGCUACAGCGUCAUCGUCACCAAGCUGCUCAGGACCCGGAACUUCCAAAAGCACAAGGCCAUGCGUGUCAUCCUGGCUGUGGUGGUGGUGUUCGUUGUGUCACAGCUGCCCUACAACGGCGUGCUGGUGAUGGAGGUGACGCAGGCGUCCAAUGUCACCAUGACAGACUGUGAGGACGUGAAGCGCUUCGACAAGGUGGGGCAGGUGCUGAAGAGUCUGGCCUACAUUCAUGCUUGCCUCAACCCCUUCCUCUACGUGUUCGUGGGCUCGCGUUUCCGCCGCGAUGUGCUGCAUCUGCUGAGCAUCUGCCGCUGCCAGACGGCCAAAAAGAGUCCGCUGAAUAAGCCGUUCAGGAGCCCGCUGAGCUCCACCCGAGCCUCUGUGAUGUCAGAUAGCGACACCUCACAGGCGCUGUCGCUGUAGAGACACCAUCCGCUGCUACUGCCUGUUUCUGCUGCCGCUCAACAGAUGACAUCAUCACUUCUCCAGGACCCUUACACUUCAUCUGUUCUUUAAGGGCUUCCAAAAUCAAAGUGCUUGUAGGAGGUAUAGAUUUUCAAAUUUAAAGACAAGUGAAGGAUGACAUUAAAGGUCCUGUAUCAAUUUCAGGACUUUCCCAGGGCUUUUCCAGGACUUUCGCAGGACUUUCCCAGGGCUUUUCCAGGACUUUGUAUAUUGAAUGUGAAUGUGCCCCUUUAUAGACACACAUUGUUUUUUAAGCUGCUGUUGUUGGAGUUUGGAUGAAAUAUAUGAAUGUGAUCUUCUCUCAGUCUGCUGUUUGUUUGAUCAUUUAUAAAGGAGGGAAGCUUAUCUGCACUGCUAACAGAUGCUAGCAGAUGCUAACUUGACCUUUCUGUGAAUAUUUCUCUCUCUGAUGGUGUUCAUAGUUUUCUGUCUCUUUAUGUUUUCAUGUGUUACAAACAUUAAAGUGUGUGUGAAACAUG